AUGAUGCAUGGCCGCGUCGGCAUCCCUCAAAGCAUGCUGUCUGGCUUUGAGAACUUUGAGGCGCUAGAUCCGGCAGAUUGGACAGCUCGUGGGUACGCCAUUGUGAAUGUGGACGCACGUGGUGUGUUUGAUUCUGAUGGGGACAUUAGAUGGUGGGGAACUGGGGAGGGCAAAGAUGGUUAUGAUGCAAUUGAGCAUAUAGCACAGCUUCCCUGGUGCAACGAGAAGAUCGCUAUGGCCGGAAACUCUUGGCUGGCAAUAGCUCAAUGGUUCAUUGCUGCCGAGCGCCCCCCACACUUAGCUUGCAUCGCGCCUUUCGAGGGUCUUAGCGAUGCCUAUCGAGAGACAUUGUGUCGAGGCGGCGUGCCUUAUAAGCCAUUCUGGACGUUUCUUGGCAGAGAGUGUCUCUUUGGCAAACACCAACAAGAGGACACAUUAGCUAUGGUAGACAAAUAUCCUCUGAUGAACGAGUACUGGGAAGACAAGACAGCCAAGAUUGAGAACAUCAAGUGCCCGGCCUAUGUUGUCGCAAGCUUCUCUAAUGGACUGCACACCGCUGGAACUUUUCGCGCCUUUCAAGGAAUACCGCAUCAAGACAAAUGGCUCCGAGUCCACCCAACAAAUGAAUGGCAUGAUAUAUAUCAGCCCCAUAAUAAUAACGACUUGCAAGAGUUCCUCAAUUAUUUCACAAAAGGGAAACAAAACUCGUGGGACCAAACGCCAAACGUCCGACUCUCAAUACUGCAGUUCAACAAGGCGCCAAUUAUGAAUCAGGCCUUCGGUGACUGGCCAAUUCCAAAUACGGAAUAUCGCAGGCUUUAUCUCUCCAGCGGGGGAUCGCUUACGCAAAAUAUUUCCCCAAAUGAAAUAACUCUUUCGUACCAAGCCGAUGCACCAGCUUUCCAACGUGUUACAGAUACUGAGGAACUCUCCUUUGAAUACACAUUCGAUGAUAGGAGCUACGUUGUCGGUCACCCUAAAGCAGUGCUGUACAUGUCAUGCAACGACUAUGACGAUAUGGAUGUCUUUGUUCAGCUUCGUAAGUUGGACAAAGGAGGGAAUCUUCUACAGAACCUCAACGUUUCUCUCGAGCAUCUACCAUUCGGGGAAUCAGAAGUUGAAGACGUGGGUUCUAUGAAGCACCUUGGUCCCACUGGAAUUCUCCGUGCCAGUCAUCGUAGGCUGGACUCACGUCUCUCACAGCCACACCUACCUGUUCUCACUCACUCGGAUGAGGAGAAGAUCAUUCCCGGUGAGGUUGUCAAGCUUGAGAUUGCUUUGUGGCCGACGGGAAUCUCAUUUGACGCCGGUGAAAAGUUAACGUUCAAAGUCGCUGGGCAUCACAUGGCGUUCGCCGAGUUUAUCGCAUUACAGGGCGGAUAUGAAACAGAUAACAAAGGUCGUCAUAACCUGCACAUAGGAUCGAAGUACCCGAGCUACAUUGAGAUACCUUUUAUAACUAUAUAG
This is a messenger RNA of Penicillium egyptiacum, 1467 nucleotides long. The record is from the annotation of a GenBank genome assembly. NCBI's taxonomy places the organism in Eukaryota, Fungi, Ascomycota, Eurotiomycetes, Eurotiales, Aspergillaceae.